Molecule: messenger RNA, 1926 nt
Organism: Menidia menidia (Atlantic silverside)
Lineage: Eukaryota; Metazoa; Chordata; Actinopteri; Atheriniformes; Atherinopsidae
Source: the annotation of a GenBank genome assembly
AUGCCUAACUCCAGUGAGCAGUCGCAUUUUGAUGGCUCUCAGAGCCGGCCAGGUCCUGAGUGGAGUGAGGGCCAGAGCGAGGGGGCUGCAAGUCGCUGUCUCUACUGCGGUACCGUUUCGGGGCGCAGGAAUUCUGUGCCGCCCGGUGGCGGAGAUCGUGGAGUAUGGUUUCACCAUAAUACAGAUCUGUGCGAGAAACCGGACCCGGCGCUCCAGUCCUGCUUAUACCGGCCGGUCCAGCAUGGCCAGCAGGUACUGAGGAAGAACUCUGCACCCGAUCUGAACACUAACUUCUACCUCAAGCGACUCAUGGCAGGCCGGGCCUCGGCAGAAACUCAGGAUUACUACCUGGCUGAUGCUACCUUAUCCGGGCAGCCACCGGAAGAGUCCGGGUUUUACAGGGAUAACCAGCGUUUGCUCACCAGAUCAGCCUCGCAUUAUGGGCCUAGCACGGGGGGGGUGAGGCCUGCGUGGGAUCAAGGACACUCAAGGGCCACACCUUCUGCACUGGCCUCUGUUUCUGCGGCUACACCUGCUCCUCCUCUCCUCCCCCCCCCUCCUCCUCCUCCCCCGCCUCCUCCACCCCCUCCUCCCCCUCCCCUGCACGAGCUGAGCCGUUUGUACAGGGAAGCUCUGGGAUCUAAGAUGAUCCCAGACGUCCAGCGCAUUGGUGGCAGCUCUUCCGUUCCUGCCGUCUACGGGGUUCAGCCCCCUCUACCGAUUUACGCUGCCGAGCCACCAUCUCUCUCCGCACGUCACGCUUACAACAGCAUCAACAGCUUGUCCCUGGAACCCCGCCAGCCAGCUGCCACCAGUUCAGCGGUGGACCCGGCUUCUCAGGGAAUGGACGGAGCUCUGCCCCGAGCUUAUGGCGCCGUAGCCUCUCAAAGGCUGCCUUAUGACCCCAACUACGAUCCUACCUCCGCCAUGAUGGCUGCCACAGCUGGAAUGAACCCCAACCUGCCUCCCGUCCAUCCCAGCGCUGCGGACCCGAAGAGGAUGGUGGACCCUUCUUUCCUUGCCUACCUGCGUUCCGAGGGCUUGGCUGAGAGCACGAUUACCCUUUUGCUUCAACAUGGCUUUGAUUCCACCGCCACGCUGGGGAUGAUGGAGGACCACGACAUUCGGUCCGUGGCCCCAAACUUGGCCCAGGCCCGCGUUCUUUGCCGGGUAGUGAUCGGAUGCAAGGCAGGCGGAGCGGGAACGCGUACCCGGUCCAACAGCUUCAGCCAUCGGAAUGACCUCUACAUGCAGCCGCAGGGUUUAACCAUGGAUCCCUCCCUGAUGCAGCAGCCUGCCACCACCAUCCAGACCGUGUCCCCAAGGAUGGGAGAGUUUCUCGGACGAAGACCCAGCAGUGCACCCUCCCAACACCUGCUGGAGACCACCACCUACCCAGGAGCACGUCCACUGGCGACUGGAGCUUUUCCAGUCAGCCCCGGAGGAUAUAACAAUGUACCGACACAGGGAAGACCCCUCUCCAUGUAUAAUGCCCACACCGGCCUCGCCAUGUCUGCUCUGGGACAGCAGCCUCCACCGGCCCCAGGCACCCCCGGGGCAGCUCCAAAAACCUUCUCCGGCUCCUUCUCCCCAAUGGAGCUGAUGAAGAGAGCCCCUAAUCUUCCCCCAGCAUCGCCUGUGCUAGCAGCAAGCCCUCUCCACAGCCCACAACUCCUCCGGAAAGGAAUCAAUGCUGCUCCCGAGAGCGGCAUCGCUCCCGUCACGUCUUCCAACAAUCUGCAGGCGCAAAACCCAAAUAACAAGCUGGUUGGACGACGCACUGGUCCACCUGUUAUAGUCUCAACCAUGGCCACCACGCCUGAUUCAAGUAAUGGAGAGCGCCUUGCAGCACCCAGAUUGGCCAUGGAGAUGUCCGUCAGUGGCAUCCCGCAGAGCAGCACAGGUGGGGACGCCAUUGGCGUGUAG